Aspergillus ochraceoroseus IBT 24754 is the source of this 1091-nucleotide messenger RNA. RefSeq lists its product as uncharacterized. The record is from RefSeq and is a predicted model, not a curated record. Gene Ontology annotation, biological process: mycotoxin biosynthetic process. The transcript has a single exon. Lineage: Eukaryota; Fungi; Ascomycota; Eurotiomycetes; Eurotiales; Aspergillaceae. Bases 1 to 780 code for a protein of 259 amino acids.
AUGACCAAACCCAAGCUCAAAGAUCACCACCACCACCAUCACCUUCUACCUCAAAAUGAUGAAUCAGAAUCGGAAUCCCACCACCCCAAACUCGACCCCGAAUCCCACCGCCAGUCCCCGUCCAAAUCCAAAGCACCCAAGUCCACCCCGAGCAUUCUACACCUCACCCUGCUAACCACCUGCACACUGCUCCUCCUCACCUUCGCAAUCCUCAUCAUCGGCCCCUCUCGUCUCCUCCCCGCGCUCGACAUCACCGAAUGUGCAGUAACUCCCGACGCAACCAACCCGCAUCUGAGAGUGUACGCCGACAUCCCGGAUCUCGAACGAAUCCCGGGAUCCGCACCGCACCAGCAGGAACAUGGACAUGGACAUGGGUAUGAGCCUAGAACCUGGGAAUCCAUGCUCAUCCCCCCAAGUGGCGGCGGGAUCCGCAUCCUCCCCGAGACCAUCGCGGACCCGUCGCCCGAGUUCCCGGCCCCGAACACUACCCACAAGUUCGGACACGGCAUUGCCAUGUUCCACCAGCUGCAUUGCUUGAUUGUGCUCCGCGGGGUGGUUUUCCCGGAGGAGGGCGCGAACUCCACGAGGAGUACGAGUCACCAUGGGCAUGGCCAUGGCGGUGCUUUGCGGGGGGAUUUGGAGCAUUGGGCGCAUUGUUUUGAUUAUAUUGCUCAGGUAUUCCUCUCUCUCUCUCUCUCUUUCUCUCUCUCUUAUGUUUGUGGAUGUGGUUUCUGGGUUGAUUGUGUUGGAGAAGCUAACCGGUUGUUCGGUAGGCCCUGAUUUGUGCUGCGGAUGAUACCGUCGAGAGGACCAAGAAAGUGGUCGAGGACGGGAGAGCGUAUUGGCAUGUUGAUGGCGUCGGCGCUAUGCAUCAGUGUCGGAAUGCGAGGGCGCUAUGGGAGAUCUCCAUGCGGGCGGAUCAAGAUCCCGUGGACAUGUCCUCGUGGGCCGGGGCAGAAGGAGCGCGAGAGUUCUUUGCAGAGGAGUUAAAAUCUCCAUAUCAGUAUGAUGUCUCGGAUAUCUACUUCGCCGGGACUCAUGAUCUAUAAUUGUGUGUGGCUUUUGAUGCUAUGGAUGGGUGGGGGAGUUAU